AUGACAACCAUUCUAACCCAGGUCUUCAAGGAACUCGGAUACACACAGGACCACUCCCUUUUGGACGUGCGUCUGGCGGCCGGUUAUGCAUCUGUAAUUCUCGCCGCCGCAUCCUUCUACCUGGACUAUACCUUUGGAUUCGACUUUGCUCGACCCUACCUCGUCUACACAGUUCCUUUGUUUUUUGUGCUUGAGUUCUUCGUGUCCGGAUGGCUCUACUUUAAGGAGCGAAACGUCGCAUAUGUGGGAAAGAAGGGAGACACCAAGGUGACCGUGUCGACGACUGCUGCCAACCCCGGCGUGGACUACAAGAUUGUCGUUGACGUGGACGGCGGUAAGAAGACCGUCGACGCAAAGUUCAACGACUGGUUCGACUUUAAUGGCUUCAUUGUCUACAGCAAGUUUGCUGGCGUCUUUGAGGCGCUUUUGGAAAAGAAGGAUCAGUAA
Yarrowia lipolytica CLIB122 is the source of this 447-nucleotide messenger RNA. RefSeq lists its product as uncharacterized. Lineage: Eukaryota; Fungi; Ascomycota; Dipodascomycetes; Dipodascales. The record is from RefSeq and is a predicted model, not a curated record. Gene Ontology annotation, biological process: protein targeting to ER. Gene Ontology annotation, cellular component: membrane; signal peptidase complex.